Blumeria graminis f. sp. triticale is the source of this 930-nucleotide messenger RNA. The record is from the annotation of a GenBank genome assembly. NCBI's taxonomy places the organism in Eukaryota, Fungi, Ascomycota, Leotiomycetes, Helotiales, Erysiphaceae.
AUGAGUUGCGUUUUUGCAUUCCUACUAGCAACCAGCGGGCACAUGAUUAUCACGGGCUUCACCGCCAGCGAUAAUCACUAUGGACAAUAUCAGAUUCAAAAUAGAUACUAUUUCCCCGAACCAAAAUCGAACGAAGAUGUCUAUCUAUUCACCCAGAAAAUAAUCUCAUCAGGCACAAACUAUGCCAUGUACUGCUCACCUCUGAAACGGAUGAGUCAGAUAGUGGAAAAUAUUGAGGGACUGGUACCUGUAGAUAGUCAUAUUGAACCCCAAACCCCUAAAUAUACAAUGGCGAAGCGAGAUUGUCUACAAAAAAUCCAAUCAUCAUCUCAUCAAGUUCCGUUAUCAAAAUUACUUCAGGGCGAAAGGAAAGAUAAAGUAUGCACAAGUAACGUCAUAUUCAGUCUAGUAUUUUUCCAGCAAAUAAAAAUGACCGGGAAUUUUAAUUGUUUUCUUCCGCCUAUGAGAGUAAUAAAUGUACCCAUUGUCAAGGCGGAUAUUUCUAUGAAUUUGAGAGAUAUAGUACCCAGCGAAAGUAUGUUAUUUGCUGCAUCCGGGAAAAAUAUUGAUUUAGCACUCAUUUGGCAUCAUGGACAUCUAAUUUUAUUAGAAGGCUCGACAAAGCGAGAUAAAAUUAUAUGGAAACCUCGAACCCGUAUCAAUGACAAGCUACAGACCGCUAAAUAUAUAACCGAAUUCAUGACCAACAAUUUUCCCGGGGUGAAAUCUAUCAAGACAAAAAUUACCUCCAUGUACUUGCACGUAACCUAUCUAGAUUUUUUAAAGAGAUUGAAUAGUGAAGUUUAUGAAUCAAAGUUUGAAAAUCCAUACAAACAUUUCGUUCAGUACUCCCGCGGAUCGCUGGAAGAAAAAUUGUUUGAAGUGACCCCAAAAGGCUAUUUAUGUGGUCAAAAUUUGCACACACAUUAA